Molecule: messenger RNA, 171 nt
Organism: Trichomonas vaginalis G3
Lineage: Eukaryota; Parabasalia; Trichomonadida; Trichomonadidae
Exons: 1
Coding region: 1-171 (56 amino acids)
Source: RefSeq, a predicted model, not a curated record
AUGAUGGCAGCAACAACAAGAAGUGCUGUAAUACCGAUAACGAUCUUCGUACUCAAUGUAAAAACGUCUCUUCCGAUGAUAAUUGGAGGUGGUUCUGUUGGUGUUGGUGGAGGCAAUGAUUGGGAUGGUGUCGAUGUUGGUGAUGGUGUCUGUGUUGGAAGUGGAAUGUAA